This is a messenger RNA of Tupaia belangeri chinensis (Chinese tree shrew), 1422 nucleotides long. RefSeq names its product adenylate kinase isoenzyme 1. The transcript has 7 exons. Bases 714 to 1259 code for a protein of 181 amino acids. Lineage: Eukaryota; Metazoa; Chordata; Mammalia; Scandentia; Tupaiidae. The record is from RefSeq and is a predicted model, not a curated record. Gene Ontology annotation, biological process: nucleobase-containing compound metabolic process. Gene Ontology annotation, molecular function: ATP binding; nucleobase-containing compound kinase activity.
GCCUUGCCCUUCUGUUUUCAGACAGGACAAAGACCGACUGAGCCUAACACAGACAAAGCGCUUUCUGUCCCUCGCGCGCUCUAAUAUAGCGCGAUUACGUGAUUAGUUUAAACACGACGCGUGGGAACGCCCCCUCACGUGAUGUCACUCUCAAGGCCCGCGGGGCACUCUGGGAAGAGGGAAGAAACAAGUCUUCGCCGGCACCCGGGCUUUUUGCGCAUGCGCUCGCUGGCUCCGGAAGUGAGGCCGCGUCACCAUAGCAACCGAGGCCUAUUUCGUCCUGUAGAGUCGUUUCCCCGCUCCAUAAAGACCUCUUCGGGGGUCAUUUGCAGCCUUGUGUCUCCUGGGUGGGGUCCCAACAUCCCACAAAAUGAUCAGGGCGGGAGCCCUUGUGACGUUGUGCCGAGCCAGGAGGGGGUCGGGGCCCGGGUGGGGAUGGGACGCGACCGUCCCCAGGGGUGCUGGCAGAAUGGGUCUGUGCAAGUCCACGCUGCCCCAGAUGGGCAGGCCGCUGAGGCCGCGGGAGAAGGGAAUACAGGGGUGAGCAGACAGGGAGGGUCCUCGUCCUGGUGGGAAGACACGAAUAAACAAGAAAAGUCACAACCGUGUGGCCAUGGCCGUGGAGGACACGGGGAGGCUCUGAGCAGACUCCAGACAGCAGGUGGAAAAGUGAUGGCAGAGACAUCCUCAAGUCGCCCCUGAUCAUCUUCGUGAUGGGCGGCCCGGGCUGCGGUAAGGGGACGCAGUGCAGGAACAUCGCGAGCAAGUACGGCUUCUGCCACGUUGGGCUGGGCCAGCUGCUGCGGCAGGAGGCCCAGAGGGGCACCCGGCGGGGCCGGCAGAUCCGGGACAUCAUGCUGCAGGGGCUCCUGGUGCCCACGGGCAUCAUCCUGGACAUGGUCAGCGACAACAUGCUGUCCCGUCCGGAGAGCCGAGGCUUCCUCAUUGACGGCUUCCCCCGGGAGCUGAAGCAGGCCAAGGAGUUCGAGCGCCUGGUGGGCCGAGCCCCCAAUAUGGUCAUCGUGUUCGACUGCUCCAUGGAGACCAUGGUCCGGCGGGCGCUGCGGCGGGGCCAGGCGGAGCACCGGGCGGACGACGCGGAGCCGGCCCUGCGACGGCGCCUGGAGACGCACUACAGCCUGAGCGAGCCUGUCCUGGCCUUCUACCAGCACAAGAACCUGCUCCGCAACAUCCUGGCAGAAGCAGCACCGGAAGACAUUUUCGCCAAGUGCUGCUCUGUCAUCGAGAGCCUGCAGUGACCAGGAGCAGGCUGGGCUCCCCCCGGACCCUCCAGACAGGGAGGAGUGCCUGCGAGAGGUUUAGCUCUCGCUACCUUCUAUGGCUGGCUCAACACGAGGGAUCCCGAUUUUGAAAGAAAAAAGCACGUGAGACACACAGAGUGACCGAGAGAGCGAGAGCCCG